Lynx canadensis (Canada lynx) is the source of this 853-nucleotide messenger RNA. RefSeq names its product Y-box-binding protein 2-A-like. Lineage: Eukaryota; Metazoa; Chordata; Mammalia; Carnivora; Felidae. Bases 77 to 568 code for a protein of 163 amino acids. The transcript has 2 exons. The record is from RefSeq and is a predicted model, not a curated record.
UUAAACAGGGAUUCCUUGCAGCUCUGUGCUCAUCCAAUAAGGGGGCUACAGGAGAAAGCAAACAGCAAAACACUAAAUGGAGAAGGAUUCUUUUGGCUUCCUGAGUUACCUGCAUCCUUUUGCAAGGCUGAGAAUGACAGAGGAAGAUAUAUUUGUACACCACACUGCCGUGAACAAGAAGGAACCCAGGAAGUGCCUUUGCGGUGUGGGAGUCGGAGAGGUGAUGGGGUUUGACGUUCAUGAAGGGGAGAGCCUGAGGAGGCAGCAAAUGUGGCAGGCCCUGGAGGUGGAGCUCCAGGACAAGGCAGGAAAAUACGCAACAGCAGCCCCUAACCAUUACGGAUGCCGUCCAGGCCGCAGGGGUCCACCCGCAGUUCUGGCCAGAACCGCCGGCAGGGUCAGAGUGGGGAAAGGAGGACGCAUGGGGAGAGCGCUCCGAGGCCAGGAGCCCUCAGCACUGCAGGACUCAGCUCGCACGUGGCCACAGGUGCAGAGCCGAGAGGUGGCAACCACCGCGGGUGCAGGAGGGCACCAUACCUGGGUGCCGAAGAACAAGGUAGACCAGUGAGAUAGUUUGUAUGGCAGUUACAGACCACCAUGCUGAUGGGGGCCCUCCCACCUCACACUGCCUAGAGAAGACAAGGAAAGUGAAUGAGAUGAGACCCAAGGUCAGCAGCCACCUCAGCGCUGGUCACAGAUGCCCAGAAAACCCUCAACCACACUAUGGCUGGAACACAAAAGCAGCCCAGCUGAGGAUUUGUCUGGUCCCGAGGUAGAGCAGGGUGGGGCUGAGUAAAUGCGACCUACAUCUCUACCAUCAUCCUGUCUAGUCAUCCAACAAGAAGAAAUGAAU